AUGUACCACCUGAAAGGAAAUGAACAAAACAAUUCAGAAAACCAGAAACAACUGAAUUGCACAAGGCUGACACCAGCUGGAAUUAAUAGUUCACCCAAAUUGGAUUCUUCUGCUAUUCAAUUUCAUUUAUCUCCACGCGAAGCUAGGAAGAUUUUUAAUUCUAUGGUCCAGAGGGGUAAAAACCCAAUUGUGUCUACCAACAAAACUCCGCUUCAUGGGUACGCUGCCAAUGGUGCUCUUGCUGAUAUGCAUGAUUUCCUAGAUUUGAUGGUUCGAGACGGUGUUUCCUUUUAUCAUCAUGUAUUCAAUAUACUGAUAUGGGGAUAUGCUAAACGACAAAUGGUUGAUGAGGCAAUGCUUAUAUUUACAAAAAUGCGGCAGCAAGGAUUGAACCCUGUUGUAGUCAACUACGGAACUGCAAUAGAUGGACUUUGCAAGAUAGGCAGAGUGGAUGAUGUUAUGUCCCAAUUCAAUCAGAUGAUCCAACAAGGAUUGAUUCCUGACAUCAUUGUGUUUAACACCCUAAUUCAUGGUCUGUGUGCCUGUGGCACAUGGGAAAAGGCUGAGGAAUUAGCUUUUGAAAUGAUUAAUGGAGGCAUCCAUCCCAACUCUGUGUUCUUCAACUCAAUAAUGAGCAACUUAUGCAAAGGAAGGGUUAUGGAAGCCCAAAAUUUCUUUGACCUGAUGGUACGUGCUGGUGGGAAGUCUGAUGUUUCAUAUACCACACUAAUUGAUGGGUAUUGCUUGGAAACUUUCUGCCUCCGGAGUAUAUACCUGUAGGUCAGCUUAUGGAGCUUUCUUUGAAGGGUCCAUCAAAUUUGCACCAUGGAGUCGUAUAUGGAAGAGU
This is a messenger RNA of Phragmites australis (common reed), 847 nucleotides long. Its product is annotated as protein Rf1, mitochondrial-like. NCBI's taxonomy places the organism in Eukaryota, Viridiplantae, Streptophyta, Magnoliopsida, Poales, Poaceae. The transcript is spliced from 3 exons. The coding region runs from base 1 to 780 and encodes 259 amino acids. Gene Ontology annotation, molecular function: protein binding. The record is from RefSeq and is a predicted model, not a curated record.